AUGUUCUUGUUCUGUCUUCUCCUGGUGGUUUACUGUGGGGCAAUAUAUGGGAACCUCCUGAUAAUCACCCUGGUGUCCACCAGCAAGAUCCUCCACACUCCAAUGUACUUUUUCAUCUCACAACUGUCCAUCGGUGACAUCUUGCUAGCCACUGAUGUUGUCCCCAACAUGCUCCACAUCCUACUGAAUAAUGGGGGGGCCAUGACCAUUAUAGGUUGUCUUACUCAGUUUAAUUUUUUCUGUGCCUCAGAAGUAUUUGAAUGUCUCCUCCUUACAGUGAUGUCAUAUGACAGGUAUGUGGCCAUCUGUUAUCCCCUUCAUUACACCUCCGUUAUGACAAGUGUUUGUUGUGUAAAGUUGGCCAUCAUCACAAUGUUACUUGGUUUAUCUAUGGCUUUUACUGAAGUUAUAACAAUAUCAAUGCUGACAUUUUGUGGACCGAAUAUUAUUGACCAUUUCUUCUGUGAUCUACUACCUUUGCUAGAUGUUUCAUGUUCAGACACCUUUAUUGUCCAGAGAGAAAUCUUCUUACUUAGCAUACCAUCUGUUUUCAUACCGACCGUAAUAAUCAUUUAUUCAUAUGUUAAUAUUGUUCUUGCUAUUAUAAGGAUCCCAUCCAGUACUGGAAGACAGAAAGCCUUCGUCACCUGUAGCUCCCAUCUCACUGUGGUCUCCAUAUUUUAUUGGUCUUUGUUCAGUGUGUAUGUUGUCCCGAGUAAAGGGAAAACCUUGACUAUUAGUAAAAUCCUCUCCUUGAUUUACACUGUAUUUACCCCUAUGAUGAACCCCAUAAUAUAUAGUUUGAGAAAUAAAGAUAUAAAAAGAGCUGCAUAUGACAUAAUCCAUAAGUAUAGCAGGUGA
Messenger RNA from Bufo gargarizans (Asiatic toad), 861 nucleotides. Its product is annotated as olfactory receptor 11L1-like. Gene Ontology annotation, biological process: G protein-coupled receptor signaling pathway. Gene Ontology annotation, cellular component: membrane. The coding region runs from base 1 to 861 and encodes 286 amino acids. Gene Ontology annotation, molecular function: G protein-coupled receptor activity; olfactory receptor activity. The record is from RefSeq and is a predicted model, not a curated record. The transcript has a single exon. Lineage: Eukaryota; Metazoa; Chordata; Amphibia; Anura; Bufonidae.